AUUCAUUCUCAUUUGUAGCAGGCGUGGAAUGAACUAUUUUAUAUAUCACACUACCAGCUAUUUAGUCCACAAGUUGACAUUUUAUCGUUUUUUUUUUUGUAUUAUAUAGGUUCUCUUACGUAAUAACCCUAACGGUAAUUGAAGUAGUGUUUUACGACAGAGCAGCGCAUUAAAAUUGUGAGAAUGUGUUAUGUGUUAAUAUCAAAAGCGAGAGUUAUCCCAUUAACAUAUCCAAUCAUUUUAAAUCAUUUUAAAUUAUUCUUUUAUAUAUAAUGAGCACACUACAUGAAUAUUUCCUGAAAAUCUAUACUAUUGUUAAUAGAAAUCAAAUUUAAAGUUUGAAUUUUUAGAACCGAGCCAAAAACGCUAUUCCUGUGAUGGCGCCGGCAGAGGACGUCUGUGACGUCACACGCCAGUAAACACGAUCACGAGCUGUCAGCCGAAGUGAAUUUCAUUAUUGUGCUUGAUUUUGCUAUAAAAUCAUAGACAAAAUGGUCUAUAAAUGGUGUGUAGUGCCAAAAUGUACGAAUACGUGUAUAAAUAGUCCACAAACAUUGUUUGUUUCUGUUCCAACUGAUUGUAAAAGACGAAAAAAUUGGUUACUAUUAGCUCGGAGAGACCCAAAGGGCAUUUCAUCGACUUCAAAUGUAUUUAUGUGUGAACAUCACUUCGAUGUAAGUAUAAAUUGAAUAUGUUAUCUACUAGGUAGCUUAAAUUACCGCUUUUUUUAAGAUUGAAAUAAUAUAUAACUAUCUAUAACCUCAAAUCUAUCUUUGGUUAUGUUGAGGAUAAGUCAGUGUUGAGGAUCAAAGAUCCUGUUUAUUAACCCUAAACUUAUUACUCUGUAGGGUUUCAAAGUGUUUUCUGUUGUUUUGAUUAUAUUAUAUAUCUCAAUAAUUUUCUAUGCUGUGUCAUUUUACCUACUUUGCUUAUUAGAUAGUGACAGUUAUGUUGAAUUGCAGAUGGAAAAAGACACCAUUAACUACAUGCAGUACAAAAUGGGUUUCAGCAAGAAGAUACUUUUGACAGAAGAUGCUGUGCCAACAAAAUUUCAUUGUCAAGAAGAUCGUAAAAGACCACUGUCUGAUGCUGGACUUUCUCGAGGAGCAUAUGUCAAGAGGAAAAGAAUGGAUUUGGUCAACACAUGUUUGCAAAGUCAAAAUGCUACUGAAGCCCAAGCUGAAAGCUUACAAAAAGAUGAGAGUUUGAUACAAGACAUUAUUGAACCUCAAGGUUUAUCAAGAACUCAAGACAGAGAAACUAUUACCAACUCUAUCAUAACUGCAGAAAAAUCUGUGCAAGUAACAAUAAAAGAGAAUGUGCAUCAUAGGAGCAAAUCUGUGCAAACAAGAUGCCAGACUACAAGUAUUUCUACCUCACCAAUGAAAGUUUCUACAACAUCUCGUUCCACUUCGCCCUUUAAGAUUAAACCAUGCAGUCUUCGACCAUCACAGUCUGAAAUUGUCAAAGCAGUCAAGAGAAAUGUUUUUCUUGAAGAUGAAAAGUCAGAUAGUGAUAUUUCCUGUAUUGAAAGUGGUCGUCAUUUAUUACCUUUUGUAACUAAAUCAGCAUCAUCAUCAUCAGGGUUUACCGACUCUGAUAGUAAUGUUACAGAUGCCAAUGAGAAUAUUGAAAAAUUAGAGUGCCUCAAAAUUACUAUGCGUUCAAUCUCUAAAAAACCAAUGAUGUAUGUUGGUAUUCCAAAAGAAUGUUAUUUCUUAAUCAAAUUGUUACAUAAACACAAGCAUAAAAGUAUAACACAUUUUGCUAUGCUUGAAAAAGAUUAGAAUGAACAUUACAUUUUCUGAACUGGAGGAUAAUUUUGGAAUAUCAUUAUCUUAUGCUAGUAAAUUGUUUCU
Molecule: messenger RNA, 1859 nt
Organism: Acanthoscelides obtectus
Lineage: Eukaryota; Metazoa; Arthropoda; Insecta; Coleoptera; Chrysomelidae
Source: the annotation of a GenBank genome assembly